Molecule: messenger RNA, 7879 nt
Organism: Colossoma macropomum (tambaqui)
Lineage: Eukaryota; Metazoa; Chordata; Actinopteri; Characiformes; Serrasalmidae
Gene: man2a2
Product: mannosidase, alpha, class 2A, member 2
Exons: 22
Coding region: 584-4114 (1176 amino acids)
Biological process (GO): protein deglycosylation; mannose metabolic process; N-glycan processing
Cellular component (GO): Golgi membrane
Molecular function (GO): alpha-mannosidase activity; carbohydrate binding
Source: RefSeq, a predicted model, not a curated record
CUGAAGAAAGAGGGGAUGUGAUGAGCCAAGUCUUUCUCAUUCAGCCUUCGCCUCUGAACUGCUCUGUGAAAACCUACAUUCACUGUGUUGGCUUUGUCUCCUCGGCCAACUGAGAGAGAGGCGAUCUCGGGCGUAUGAGGGACUAAUCUUAGCCCUGUGAAUCAAAGCAGCACACACGCAUACACACAGUAUGCUGCAGGAACAGUAAGCUCCCUGUUUGGGCUCCCACUGUUUGGGACCUGUGUUGUUCCUGUUUUUCCCUCUCUGUCCCUGUGGGCUUGGAUGCUUGAGGCUUGAGGACAAGGGCCACUUUGAAGGAGUGGUGUUUGGCAGAGGUUUGGUUGCAGUCGACAGGCUGCUGGCCUGUUCUAUUUGACCAUCGUCCUCGGUGCUGCCCGCCCCUGCUCCGGAGACUGGAGCUCUAUGGGAGUGCAGGAGAGGACAUGAAGUCCUGCUGAUAAAGCCUGCCCCCUGGACCUACUGGGGCUUUUAAGGAUUUCAGAUUCACGCCGUUUUCAUCGUGUUGUGGAAUUUUUUUGCCCGUUCAGCCCUUGCUGUAGUGCUCUUUGUCUAAAAGGACAGGAUGAAGCUGAAAAAGCAGGUGACUGUGUGUGGCGGGGCCAUUUUCUGUGUGGCCGUUUUCUCCCUCUAUCUGAUGCUGGACCGGGUCCAGCACGACCCUGCCAGGAGACAGAAUGGGGGGAACUUUCCAAGGAGCCAGAUUUCGGUGUUGCAGAAUCGCAUUGAGCAGCUGGAGCAGCUUCUGGAGGAGAACCAUCAGAUCAUCAGCCACAUUAAAGACUCAGUGCUGGAGCUCACAGACACGGGUGCCGUCUCCCCCAGUGGCCACCUGCCCUUCCGCAGUGCCAAUGGCUCCUGGGUACUGCCCUUUGACGGCAGACCCACCUUUCUCUCUGUCAAGCCCCAAGACUGCCAGUUUGCACUGGGCCGCCGUGGCCAGACUGACCUACAGAUGUUGGAUGUGUACUCCUUGCUGAGCUUUGAUAAUGUGGAUGGAGGUGUGUGGAAGCAAGGCUUUGAGAUCACAUAUGAGCCCACUGAGUGGGACAAUGAACCCCUGCAGGUUUUUGUGGUACCUCACUCCCACAAUGACCCAGGCUGGGUUAAAACCUUUGACAAAUACUACAAUGACCAGACACAGCACAUUUUCAAUAACAUGGUGGUCAAGCUGGCAGAGGACCCACGCAGGAAGUUCAUCUGGUCUGAGAUGUCCUUUUUUGUUAAGUGGUGGGAGAGCGCAGACGCUCACAAACAAGACGCAUUGCGCAAACUUAUCUUGGGAGGGCAGCUAGAGAUCGUGACAGGAGGCUGGGUAAUGACAGACGAAGCCAAUGCUCACUACUUUGCCAUGAUAGACCAGCUUAUCGAGGGCCAUCAGUGGCUGGAGAAGAACUUGGGUGUGACUCCUCGCUCAGGGUGGGCUGUUGACCCCUUUGGCCACAGUGCUACCAUGCCUUACCUGCUGAAGAGGGCUAACCUGACCAGCAUGCUCAUCCAAAGGGUCCACUACUCUGUUAAGAAGCAUUUUUCCUCCACGCGUAGCCUGGAGUUCAUGUGGAGACAGGCUUGGGAUCCUGAGUCAGGCACAGACCUGUUCUGUCACAUGAUGCCUUUCUACAGCUAUGAUGUGCCUCACACUUGUGGGCCUGACCCAAAGAUCUGCUGCCAGUUUGAUUUUAAGAGGCUGCCAGGCAGCCGGGUCAACUGCCCCUGGAAGGUGCCUCCUCGGGCUAUCUCGGAUGCCAAUGUGGCAGAGAGGGCCAAUGUCCUUUUGGACCAGUAUCGUAAGAAGUCCAAGCUUUUCCGUAGCAAGGUGGUGCUUGUACCGUUGGGAGAUGAUUUCCGCUAUGACAAGGCCCUAGAGUGGGAUCAGCAAUAUGUCAACUACCAGAAGCUUUUUGAUUACAUGAACUCUCACCCAGAAAUGCACGUACAGGCCCAAUUUGGCACACUGACGGACUACUUCGGUGCAGUGUAUAAGGCUAAUGGAGUGGCCCAGGGGGUAAGACCACCCGGUUACCCUGUACUAAGUGGAGAUUUUUUUGCUUAUGCUGACCGAGAGGAUCAUUAUUGGAGUGGCUACUACACUUCCCGACCAUUCUACAAAAACCUGGACCGUGUGCUGGAGUCCCACCUUAGGGGUGCAGAGAUCCUGUAUAGUCUGGCUGUGGCCCAUGCGCGCCAUGCAGGGAUGGAAGGGCGCUACCCCACCUCGGACUACUCCCUUCUGACGGAUGCCAGGCGCGAUAUAGGUCUUUUCCAGCACCAUGACGCCAUCGCUGGAACUGCCAAGGAGGCUGUUGUCAUUGAUUAUGGGACCAGGUUACUGCGUUCACUUAUUGGCUUGAAAAGAGUGAUCAUUAAUGCUGCACACUUCCUCAUAAUGAAGAACAAAGAUGUCUAUCGCUUCUACCAGACAGAGCCCUUCUUGGAGACGGAUGAUCGACGUGCCACACAUGAUUCCCUACCCCAGCGGACACUGAUUGAGUUGGAUUCCUCUCCCCGGUACCUGGUGCUGUUUAACCCUGUGGAGCAGGAGCGCCUGUGUGUGGUUACUGUACUGGUGAACUCUGCGAGAGUCAGGGUGCUCACUGAGGACGGACAGACUCUGCCGGUGCAGCUCAGUGCACAGUGGAGCUCGGCUGUACAGAUGAGUGGAGAGGUCUACCAGGCUUCCUUCAUGGCCCGCCUCCCUGCACUGGGAUUGGCUGUGUUCCACUUGUACGACUCUGUGGACUCCCCGAUGACUCUGCGCUCUGAUACGCUGCUGAGACUUCCUGGCCGUAGUCAGAGCGUGCGGGGAAUAGACCCCCUGCCUGUGCGCUCGCAGGUGGCUGAUCCUCAGCCCUUCUACAUCCAGAGCCAGUCUCUCACGCUGGGCUUCUCUGGUACCACAGGCCUGCUGGAGAGUAUCCGUCGUAAAGAUGACCCUCAGGAGGUUAGGGUGCAGAUCCAGUUCUUUACUUACGGAACUCGACCUUCCAAGGACAAGAGCGGAGCUUACCUCUUCUUACCAGAUGGCAAUGCUAAGCCAUACACACAAAGAGAUCCUCCUAUUGUGCGUGUGGUGGAGGGUCCACUUUUUGCUGAGGUGGUCACAUACUACCAACACUUUCAGCAGACGGUCCGCAUACAUAAUGUGCCGGGGGUGGAUGGUCUGUCUCUGGACAUCACCACCUUGGUGGACAUCAGGGACCAGACUAAUAAAGAACUGGCCAUGCGUUUGCUCACAGACAUUCAGAGUGAAGACACCUUUUACACAGACCUCAAUGGCUUUCAGAUUCAGCCACGCAGAUACUUGCAGAAACUGCCACUGCAAGCCAACUUCUACCCCAUGUCUACCAUGGCCUACAUCCAGGACAGCCAGUACCGCCUGACCUUGCACACAGGGCAGGCCCUGGGAGUCAGCAGCCUUGCCAGCGGUCAGCUGGAGGUGAUUCUGGACCGCAGAUUAAUGCAGGAUGAUAACAGGGGUCUUGGACAAGGUCUGAAGGACAACAAGAGGACAGCCAACCGCUUCCGUCUACUGCUGGAGAGAAGGUCUAGCAGCAGUAGGCCUGUGGGUUCUUAUGCCAAAGUCAGCCACAUGUUAAAUAAAAUCAUCGCUCAUGUUUUUGGGGAAAGCAAGAAAGAGGCUGUUGACAGUGGACCAGUCAGUUUUCCCUCCCUGCUGAGUCACAUGACUUCUACUAUCUUGAACCACGAGGUACUGGCCCUGCCGGUCAUUCCGAAGAAACGAGGUGUUCCACCUCUCCGCACCUUCUCCCCACUGGCUACUGCACUGCCCUGUGAUUUCCAUCUGCUCAACCUCAGAAGCAUUCAGAACCAGGACGCUCAUUCGCCCUCCCCGUACACAGCUCUCCUGCUGCACCGCCUGGGACUGGACUGCGGCCUGGAGGCUCAGAACCCUGGGUUUAACUGCAGUACCACACAAGGAAAGCUGGCUGUGUCGGCGCUGUUCCGGGGUUUGGACCUGCAGCUGCUGCAGCCCAUGUCUCUGACGCUCAUGUACUCGGCCGCUCCUCUCUCCAACAGCUCCAUCAUCAGCCUGGAGCCCAUGGAGCUGUCUACCUUCAAGCUCAGACUGCGCUAGACCUCGACGUACUGGGGGCCAGGCCCACCACAGCAGCCUGCACACUGCUGUCAGUGUAGAACUGCUGGACAUGGGCAGAGUUUUUCUGGCUGGCUGUCAGAGGAUAAGCUUAAAUACAUGAAACCAAGAUAAUGUAUUUAUCAACAUGGAAGUUGCUGGACCCUCUAAAAGACUUUUUUUAUAAAGAGAGAUUUCGGCACCAGUUAUAGAUACAGUGGAUAUGAAGAAUCUUUGAUUUUCCUUCUUUUUAAUAUGCUUGAGGUUCAUUUCAGAGAAUGACUAGUGGAUUUUUAUUAGACAUGGGUGAUUGAUGAUCAUUUAAGACUUGUUAUUUUUAUUUGUCGUCCUGGCUGGAACCACUGACAUGUAUUUCCUUCUCUGUUUCUCUCUCUCUCUCUCUCUCUCUCUCUCUCGCUCUCUCGCUCUCUCUCUCCCCCCCUCUAUGCUUUUUUUCUGUAUCUUGCUCUUGUUGAAAUUCUGGGGACUCUGUACUGUAUGUAAAUAUGUCAUUGGCUCUUCACAAACUAGUGGGACCGAGUGCAAUAUGUGAAGCUGCUUUUGGGGCUUAUGGUUUUAUUUUGACUCCAUUCCACAGAAGCUGUGCUUGGAACUGUGUCGCUGUCCUCUGAGCUCCAACCUCUUUUCUCUUUUUUUGUCCUUUUUUGUACUUCAGUGGACUGUGCUGCUUGCCAUAGCUGCAUGUUCCUGUGAAUGUGUGCUCGCUCACUCAUUUUGGCAGCUGAGUGAAGACUGUUACUGUCGUCUAAUGUCCGUCUAGGGACUUGCCCUACAGAACGUCUUGCUCCCACUCAACAGUCAGUCAGUGGUUGGGCCUGGUUGGGUUCUUCUUAUCUUGGGUUCUCUUUAUCUGAUUAUGUGGGAUGAGUGUAGUGGUUGGCAGAACUUUCCCUUCCCUUUUCACCGGGUUUGUCUUUCACUGUUGGCCCUUUUUUGUUCCUGAAAAAUGCUGGUCCCUCCAAAGUAGCUAGUGAUGGAUUAUCUGCAUUUCCUGGCCUGUAGUGCUAAGGAUGGUGUAGCACAAAGUAUGCAGUAGAUCAGGGGUCUCAAACUCAAGACCUGGAGGCCAGCAGCCCUUCAGAAACAAGUAUUUACCCUUUUCUGACACUCUGAAUUCAACUAAUGAAGGCAUUUUAUUUGUAGCCUAGCUGAUGAGUUGAAUCAAGUGUUUGAAUGAGGCAGAAUACUGAACUCUUUAGUGCUGUUGCCCUCCGGGACUGGAGGUUGAUACCCAUGCAGUAGAAAAUGAUACCUCCUAUAUUCUACAUAAAACUUUGAAAUGUGCAAUAUAAUGCUAAAGGAACAGUGGGGACUGAUAUGAUUUAUGGAUGGCACAGUGGAGAGGUAAUGAGGGCAGAAUAUAUGUCUGGUGUACUGGGGCCUGUCCCUCGAAGCAAGUCCAACUUAAGUUAGCUUCACAAAACCUAAUAAAUGAGACUACGGUUAACUUGUUUCACAAAAGCGGUUAAAGGGGAAUUCACUAAUUUUCCCAGGUUUCAGAAUAAUUCAGUCACAAUUGGGGGGGGGGUGUCAUUCAGAGUGGUUUGAUGUAAAAUGGUUCACUGUGGAAAAACUUGCUGACUGACUUACGAUUUCUUCAUAAUGGUGGUGAUAGGAACUGGGGGGUCACAAUAUCUAGACUGCAAAUAUAAUCAUUUUAUUUACCCUACAUGUAUACUCGGAGUUUUUAUAUUUAAUUCUGAUAGUAAAGUGGUGGUACAUCUGACAGGAAAAAAAGAAAAGUUUUCUUUGAGGAAUAUUUUGCCUUACAACACCCUGCAUGUACCUCUCCACUAUGAAUUGUGAAUGCUUUUUAAAAAUACAUUUUAGGACAAAACUUUCUUGUAAAACUUUUUGGGGAAAAAAAAGAAUGUCUUGGGCAUCAGGCAACAUAUUCAUUACCAUUUUAUGUAAUAACUUUCUGCAAGGUAGCUUUUAGGGGUGUUGUGUUUCUCUAGAGCUGAACGUUUCACAUCAAACAACUUUGUCUACAUCUCAACUAAUUAUGUGGAAAAUUGUGGAAAAUCAGUAGAAUUCUCUCUUAACAACUUUCUGUUAACUGUGGUUUAUGCACAUGAAAGCGUGACGUUUCGGACAAACAGCCAGUCAUGUGGAACAUGAGGAGUCAAGCAGCUUGUUUUUCAAAGAAGGACGAGGAAAUCUACGUAAAUAUAUAGAAAGUAAAGCAUUUAUAACAGUAAAAAAGCAACACUGUUGUCAUUUCCACCAUGUUAGAGCUUAUUGGAGCAAGAAUGGCUUAUAUUCUUAAUAUAUGCAGUGUGAUUUGCUUCCUCUGCUGUCGUCUUCACAUAAUUCAUGCCUCAAACCAUGUGAAGGAAAAAAGUGACCAGAGGGGUUCACCCCCAUCAGUCCCUGAUUAGUCCAAGAGCUGUUUACGAUCCAAAAUCCUGAAGUUAGCCUGCCCUGGAGCAGGUUUUGUGUGCAGGAUAAAUUGCCAUGGGGGUGUAGCCCAGUUCAGUUUUCCACUGUCAUGAGACAGAAAAUCCAGGGUUGGAUCAAGCUAAACUUAGCUGGCUAAACGACAAAUCCUGCUUCAUGAGACAGACCCCUGCUUUCCGUCUUGUACAUAGUGUGAAGAUCUGGAAGGCUCACCUCAUAUCCCUGUGUGUAUAGAGAUCAGUGGAUGCUGACACUAAUUGCAGUGUUCUGAGGAGCCACAGCAGAUGCAUUGUACAAUUCCAUUCCAGUGGUGUCCAUCAUAAUGUCUAUUCAUAGUGUCUCUCUUUGUCUGGAUGCAGUCAUCCACUCAAUACUUACCACUGCCAUUCAGUGUAAAUGCAUUACAUUCUGCCAGGAGGAAGAUGUCUGUUAAACCAUGAUGCUGUCUCCAGUUUUACUUGCUAACUGUGCCGCUGACCUCUGUGCACUGCUCAGCUUAAAAUAGCUUACCUGUGUAGAGCUUAGCCUCAAACUUAUGAAUUACUGUGAAAACGGAACGCUCUCACCAUUUCUCCAAAUGUGCUGCUGUUGGAGCAGGGGUCAGAGGCACUCGUGAAACCUCUGGGAGUGAGUUGUCACUGCUGGUUAUGUCUGAGCUACAGAAACUCUGCUACUACUACAUUCCUUUUUCAAACCCUGCACAUCUCCACUGUUAACUGACCAGGUCAGUGUGUGCUAAAAGUGCAAAACCAAGGAGAAGUCAGAAUUAAAGUCAGAAUUAGGUGCCAUCUCUCCUAGAGAGCUUUAGUCCUUGAUAAUCACUCAGCAAAUGAAGUUGCUAAAACAGCAUAAAACAUUUAUCAAGCUUGUCUUGCUUUCCUGCUUGCCUAAGCUGCAACGUUUGUAGUUGAGGUGAAAAAAGGUUGGAUUUUUUUUUUGGAGGCUGGCACUUAUCUGAUUGUUUUCUUUCUUUUUUCUUUUGUCUGAUCUAGAAUAGCCUCUUCCUUAAGCUAUUUUGCCCUUCCGCUUACACUUUGUCUGUUUACCUCUUGUAUCUCACAGCCAUGCCGCUCCUCCUGGCCUGCUUUGCCCUCAGACCAUGUAUACUUGCCCUAGAGCUGUUUGGACAAGUCAUUUGUAGCCGUUUCUCAUUUGUGUAAUAUGAUGUGAACAAAAAGAUAGGGUUUUUAUGUUUUGUUUGAGAUGAAGAUAUAUUUUUUCCCUUGCUGUCUUUAUUCCCUUCUGGAUGUGUGCUAAUGGAGGGAAAAAAUGAUGCAUAAAAAGAAGUGAAAAUACAAAACAGCUAAAGUUGACAUUUAAUAAACGUCAGCCAUGGACAUAAGUUGA